This is a messenger RNA of Pelmatolapia mariae (spotted tilapia), 1164 nucleotides long. RefSeq names its product E3 ubiquitin-protein ligase TRIM21-like. The transcript has a single exon. Bases 1 to 1164 code for a protein of 387 amino acids. Gene Ontology annotation, biological process: protein ubiquitination. Gene Ontology annotation, molecular function: protein binding; ubiquitin protein ligase activity. The record is from RefSeq and is a predicted model, not a curated record. Lineage: Eukaryota; Metazoa; Chordata; Actinopteri; Cichliformes; Cichlidae. Gene Ontology annotation, cellular component: cytoplasm.
AUGACUACACCAGAGGAGCUCUUAAACAUUACGGAACAUUUAACCGACAUCGAGUUGGAAGGCUUUAAGUGCCGCUUGCAGCAGGGCGAGAUUCCCGACCACAAGAACCAGGAGUUUGUUCCUCUGAGAGAAGAAUAUGAAGGACAGAAGGCAGAGCUGGAGAAGACAGAGGCUGAAAUUCAGCAGAUGAUCCAGAAGAGACAACAUAAGAUUCAGCAGAUCAAAGAGUCAGUGAAGAUGAGUAAAGGUGCUGCAGACAGACAGAAAGCAGAAGGUGUUCAGGUCUUCAUUGCUCUGAAGGAGUCUGCUGAGAGACGCCUGAAGGAGCUCAUAAAGGAUAUUGAAGACAAACAGGAAGCAACAGAGAAACAGGCUGAAGGUCUGAUCAAAGAUCUGGAACAGGAAAUCUUUGAGCUGAAGAAGAGAAGCUCUGAGGUGGAGCAGCUCUCACUCUCUGCUCCACCCACCAAGGACUGGACAGAGGUCAGCGUCCAUCCACCAUCAUAUGAGGGGACUGUGGUGAGAGCUGUGGCUCAGCUGGAGGAGACACUCAGGAAACUCAGGAAGAAGUUUUUGAAGAAUUUCGAGCAGUAUGCAGUGGAUGUGACUCUGGAUCCUGAUACAGCACAUCCUAAUCUCACCCUGUCUGAUGAUGGAAAGCAAGUGUACUGUAGUGAUGUGAAGAAGAAACUUCCAGACAACCCAGCGAGAUUUUCUCAGUGUGCUGGUCUUUUAGGAAAGCAGAGUUUCUUUUCAGGCACAUUUUACUUUGAGGUUCAGGUUAAAGGAAAGACUGAGUGGACUUUAGGAGUGGCCAGAGAGUCGAUCAACAGGAAGGGAGAAAUCACACUGUGUCCUCAGAAUGGUUUCUGGACUGUGUGGCUGAGAAAUAGAAAUGAGUACAGUGCUUGUGCUGGUCCUCCAGUCCCCCUCUGUCUUCAGUCUGGCCCUGAGAUGGUGGGGGUGUUUGUGGAUUACGAGGAGGGUCUGGUCUCCUUUUAUGAUGUAGGUGCUGCAGUUCUUAUCCACUCCUUUACUGGCUGCUCCUUCAAUCACAAACUCCACCCAUUCUUCUGUCCCUGUCUGAAUCAUGGUGGUAAAAACUCUGCACCUCUGAUCAUCUGUCCUGUCAAUCAAACUGAAUCAACAACUGAUUUUAUUUGA